Messenger RNA from Eucalyptus grandis, 612 nucleotides. RefSeq names its product probable prolyl 4-hydroxylase 9. The record is from RefSeq and is a predicted model, not a curated record. Gene Ontology annotation, cellular component: endoplasmic reticulum. Lineage: Eukaryota; Viridiplantae; Streptophyta; Magnoliopsida; Myrtales; Myrtaceae. Bases 1 to 612 code for a protein of 203 amino acids. Gene Ontology annotation, molecular function: L-ascorbic acid binding; iron ion binding; procollagen-proline 4-dioxygenase activity. The transcript is spliced from 6 exons. Gene Ontology annotation, biological process: peptidyl-proline hydroxylation to 4-hydroxy-L-proline.
AUGACUACGGGUGAUGACUCAUGGUGGAAGUUCCGGAACGAGAUCUCGUCGAUUAAGGGUGUGUUUCGUGGCUUAGCUGAUGGUGACUUGGUCACGCAGAUCCGUCACCUUGACGACGACGGUGACAAUCGGCUCUCGGUUUCUGGCAUGUUCAUAAGUGCUUCUGAAGACAAAACCGGAACCUUGGAUAUUAUUGAAGAGAAAAUUGCAAGGGUGACGAUGAUUCCAAGGGAACAUGGAGAGGCAUUCAUUGUGUUACGCUACGAGAUUGGGCAAAAAUAUAAUUCUCACUGCGAUGCAUUCGAUCCCGCUCAAUAUGGCCCACAAAAGAGCCAGAGGGUUGCCACUUUCUUGCUGUACUUAUCUGACGUUGAAGAGGGGGGAGAAAUCAUGUUCCCUUUUGAGAAUGGUAUGAACAUGGAUGGGACCUAUGAUUUUAAAAAGUGUGUUGGACUGAAGGUGAAACCACGGCAGGGUGACGGACUUCUCUUCUAUUCCUUACUACCAAAUGGUACAAUUGAUCCCACCUCAAUUCACGGGAGCUGUCCUGUGAUCAAAGGGGAGAAAUGGGUGGCACCAAAGUGGAUUAGAGACCAAGUGCGAGAUGAUUAA